Molecule: messenger RNA, 1975 nt
Organism: Eupeodes corollae
Lineage: Eukaryota; Metazoa; Arthropoda; Insecta; Diptera; Syrphidae
Product: multiple inositol polyphosphate phosphatase 1-like
Exons: 8
Coding region: 422-1909 (495 amino acids)
Molecular function (GO): inositol phosphate phosphatase activity; acid phosphatase activity
Source: RefSeq, a predicted model, not a curated record
UAUUAAGGCAGUACAUUUCGAAUUGUAUCUCUGUAUAAUAACCAUUAACCAGAAAGACACCUUAAAGUGCACCUAACAGUAAAGCUUGACAUAGAUAAAAUGAUAGAUCUUUGGUUUUUCAUAAAAUAAAAAAAAAUAUAUUAUUUACGAGUGUGCGCCUCUGAUAAAAUAAUUUUAAUAACCAAUUAUAAUUCUCACAUAAAAAUCUUGAUCAAACCUGGAAUCUUCGCUUAUCUUAAACUAACAAAUAAUUUAACAUUUUGAUUAUAAGAAUUGUUAUUAGAGUUAAUUUCCAUUAUAUAAAAAAAUAUCGUUUUUAUUGCAAAUUGUGUGAUUAUAAAAAAUAAAAAUCUCAAACGAAAAUUUAUAAAAAGGAAAAUAAUAACGAAUUUUUUGUUGAAUUUCAAAACCAAACCGAAACAUGAAAGUUUUUCUUUUCGUUCAGCUAACGACCACGUUAGCUUUGAUUUCAAAUAACCAUUAUGUAUACGCCCAGGAGCCCUGUUGUGAGGAUUAUUGUCUAGGGAAGGAUAAUGAUUACCGACAACAAAGCAAAAAGUUCACUUCAAACUCGGUUUACCAAUUUGUUCGUGGCAAUGAUUUGGAUAUAGGUUUUCAAGUCCCAAAUUGCACAGCUACAAAAUUUUGGGUGACAACCAGACACGGCACUAGACUUCCCUACCGCAAUAUCAUACUUAAUUCUCCCAGACUUGAAGAGCUUAAGGCCCAAAUACUCAGGAAUUAUUUAGUCCUACAAACAAAACCAGACACAGGAGCCUUGUGCAUGGAGGAUUUUCUAUCAAUCCAAUCAUGGAAAUUCAAUUCAAGUAUCAAACCGGAUAUGGCAAUACAUUUAGCAACUCAGGGCUAUGAAGAUUUGAAAUACUUGGCCAGAACAUAUCAACAAAUUUUUCCCGAUAUCCUCGUCAAAGAAUAUGAUCCUAAAAAAUACGUGUUCCACAAUACUCAAAACCAAAGAAAUGAAGAAAGUUUCAAGGCGUUUUCUGAAGGCCUAUUUGGACCUGAUGUUUAUCAAGAAAUCGAUAGGUAUUUAGUUCCAGAUGAAAAUGACACCCUACUUCGGGGUUAUAAAGGCUGUCCGGCUUGGAAAGAAAACAGCCGGAAGACUUAUAAUUCAAACGACAAUGAAUACGCUAGGUUUAGGCAAACAGCUCUUGUGAAGAAAACUAUUUCGGAUAUUUCAAGAAGACUCGGAUUCCAGGAUUCCCUUGAUUUCAAGGACAUCGCACUUAUGUGGGAUACGUGCCGUUUGGAACAAGCUUGGUUCGUCAAUCGUUCAAGUAUAUGGUGCGCAGCUUUCACCCCAGCUCAAUUAACUGUCUUGGAAUAUUAUGAUGAUUUAAGGCUAUACCGAAGUGUCGGCUAUGAAUAUGAACUCAAUUCCCGGGUUUCUUGUAAUCUGGCCAAAGAUAUGCUUGUGAGAUUGAAUAAGGACGGUGAUCCAAGUGCCAUUGUAUAUAUUUCACAUUCUGUCACUGUCGAAACAUUGAUUGUCGCUCUUGGAAUGAGAAGAGAUAGCGUUCGGCCUACAGCCAAUAACUAUGAAGCUAUGGCUAAUCGAAAGUGGAAGACAAGUGAAAUAAAUCCAUUUUCUUCAAAUUUUGCUGCUGUUAAAUUGGAAUGUUCAUCGGAAAACUCGAAUAAAACGAGUGAGAAAGCAAUGUUUUUCCUAAAUCAAAAACGUGUUGAAUUUGAUUGGUGCAAACAAGGCCUUUGUGAUUGGCAAAGAGUAUUGCAACAAUAUGAACAUUUGUACCAUGCCAAUUGUACAGAAUACUUCUGCAAAGCUACUUUGCCGUCCUCGUCGCAUUCGGGAGGUGAAAAACUAACAACUGUUGGGCUGGGAAUGUCUUUGUUUAUAUUUUUCAUUUUAGUUCUACUUAAGUAAACAUAAGAAGUAAAUUAUUUAAUUUUUUAAAAUUUUGAAAUAAACAGACAAUACAUUUUUGUUUAA